GGCCGACCCGGGAAUAGCCUGUCGACAUGCUCGUCCGAUCGGCGCUCUCCGCCCUCGCCGUCGCGGCGCUGAGCUGUGCACAGACGACGCUGGUCGCGCGCCACUUGACCGUACACGUAUCGCCCGGCGAGGACGUGGUCGUGGCGCUCAAGGGCUACAGUACGAGUGGCCGCCAGUUGUCCUACGCGAUCACGUCGCUGCCCACGCAGGGCGCGUUGUACCAGCUCUCGCAGGUCUAUAGCGACUACGGCUACGACCCCAAGAAGGCAGCGAGCCCGGUGGCGUCCACGCCAAGCCUCGUGACCGGCUCCAAGGCGCGCGUGGUGUUUUCGCGGCCGUUCUCGUCGUCGCCGCUCGACACCAAGUUUACCGAGUUUACGUACACGGUCUACGACGGCAGCGUCACGUCCGCACCCGGCAUCAUCACCGUCUCGCACAACGCGGCCGUCAUGACGAGCCACUUCAACUUUGAUACAGACGGCUGGCAGCUCAUUCAAAACCAGCAAGCGACGCAGCCCAUCUUUGACCCGACAAGCCGGGGACCAUUGAGCUACUAUGUUUACGCCACCGAGGCCAUGAUUCAAACCAACCCGCAAUCCGGGACCGACAUGGUCCUCUGGUACUUCGCCGCGCCGCUCAAGUUUCUCGGGAAUCAGUGGUACACGUACGGAGGUGUCCUCAGCUUCCUUCUCGCGGCGUCCGAAGGCGACUUUACCGCGCGCAACGACCCGUCCCAGGCGCCGCUCGUGCUGCUCGACUGCGCGACCUGCAAUCUCAACGCGGGUGUCCGCUUGGCGUGGGCCCAGAGCAACUCGCCGCAGUUUGAUGGCGCGACCACAGCGUAUACCGUUCCGCUCCUCGAGUCGGCGGGGUGGCGCCAAGACCCAAAGAACACGCUGCUGCCGUGGACGAUCCCGUCCCAAUGUCAGUUUCUCGAGGUGCUCUCGAAGCUCAGCGGUCUCUACAUCCUCGGCGACUUUACGACUCGGUACGAGACAGUGGCACUGGACACGGUCCAGUACCAACACGGCCCGGGUUAUCCGCUCAACUGCUACUAGUCGACGCCGCUACAUAAGCUACCAUAGAUUUGAAUCCGACAAAAUCGGUCGUAUGUACAGUAUUGACGAUCAGCGA
This is a messenger RNA of Saprolegnia diclina VS20, 1134 nucleotides long. RefSeq lists its product as hypothetical. The record is from RefSeq and is a predicted model, not a curated record. The transcript has 5 exons. Lineage: Eukaryota; Oomycota; Saprolegniomycetes; Saprolegniales; Saprolegniaceae. Bases 27 to 1058 code for a protein of 343 amino acids.